Molecule: messenger RNA, 2608 nt
Organism: Dreissena polymorpha
Lineage: Eukaryota; Metazoa; Mollusca; Bivalvia; Myida; Dreissenidae
Product: E3 ubiquitin/ISG15 ligase TRIM25-like
Exons: 2
Coding region: 302-2245 (647 amino acids)
Molecular function (GO): zinc ion binding
Source: RefSeq, a predicted model, not a curated record
UGUUGUUUAAACUAACUUUAAAAUAAUGUUACGCGACUGAAUAUUUCAGGCUAAAUGAUAUAUCAUUUAUCCCUAUACCGUAAUAGGAUAUAUAAUGUAAAAAGGCAUGUGUGAAAAAUUCAAUUUGUUUAUGUGAUUUCACUAUUGGAUCUAUACGUGAAAUUGGAUUUAACCCUAUCUUGGCUGGACUACCUGCAAGGAGUGCCUCAAUCAGAUUGGGGGGAAACUACAUGACAGAACAGAACAGUAGGCAAUAGCGGUUAUUAAAUAUUAUCGAGUGAUGACAUAUAUAUGAAGAAGAAUGGCAUCAGCAACGUUUGAAAACCCAAAUUCGGAUAAUGUGGACUGUUCGAUUUGCACGGAAAGAUUCAGUAAUCCCUGCUUACUGAACUGUAAUCAUAUUUUCUGCGAGACGUGCAUUCACACGUGGAUUGAGAGACUAUCCGAAGACGAUUUAUCUUCGCUGUCCGGGAUAGAAUGCCCCUUGUGCAGGGCAAUUACACAACCACCGAACACACAGCUCCCGUGGCGACUUUGGGCUUCGUCGCUUCCUAGAGCGUCAGUGACCGACCUCCAAGAUAGAACCUUCCCGAAAAUGCCGAGAUGUGACCCAUGUAAAAGAAGUAGUGAAGUGGCAUUAGCUACAGUGUCCUGUGUAGAAUGCAAUGAAUAUUUGUGCCUGGAAUGUGAGAAGAGUCAUAAAAAACUGAAGCCAACUAGCGGUCAUAAAGUUUACACCAUAAAUACGGAAUAUGACAUAGAAGACUGUAAGAAACUUCAUGAGUAUCACAAACUACUGAUGUGUGAGAAACAUGAUGAAAGAGAAAUUGAAUUCUGGUGCGAAGAUGAUGGUGAAGUUUUUUGUGCCACUUGUGCUAUUGUUGCUCACAGAAGUUGUUCUCGUGUCCUAGAAAUUAGUAAUAUUACCGAAAUCGAAACACAAUCUAUUAGUGUUUCCAAAUGGAGAAUGGAAGUCCUUAAAACAAAUCUCAAUGAUUCGGUCACAGUGUACAGGAAAUAUAAAAAAGCAAUUGACAAAGACAUAGAUACCAUACAGAAACAAGUGAAAGAAAGAAAGGAAAUAUUAUUGAAGACAAUUGAGACUGAAAUAAGCCAACUAUUGUCUUCCAGCUCAAAUAGGGCAGCUGAGUACAGUGGUUCAGUUGAAAGAAACCUUUCCGUACUAGAAGGCAAAAUAAAGCAGCUAGAGAGAUCGAUAACUUUGACUGAGAAAUGUUCUGACAUGGAGCAGGGCGAGAAACGUAAGUUUAUUGUUAGUUCUAGAUUGGAAAGACUCGUAAAAGAUUACGAUCGGGAUAUUGAAGAAAUCUGCAAUGAUACCAAAUCAGAAUUAAGUCGCGUCAGACUUACCGUAGUAAACAGUGAACACGACCCCAAAUGUUUCAUUGGUAUGUUGGAGGAAUAUACGCCGACGCGUCAUAAAGAUAUGUUGGUCCCAGCUUUUGGAAUGGAUGGUUGUGCUAAAAAAAUGUUCAAGGUCGGUUCCUUCUUCAGUUCAUGUGACUUUUUCACAGACAGUGUGUCAAUCUUUUCGGACAAGAAAAAUAAGCGCCUUGUCAAGUAUAAUAAUACUAGUAGAAAAGUUGUCAUUGAAAUGAAGACAAAAACUGAACCAUGGACUGUUCUUGUAUUGAAGAAAAUGGUUGUGGUGUCAUUUCCAACAAAUAAAAAAAUAAGUGUGUUUAAUGAAAAUCUUAAUCUAAUGAAGUCCAUUUCAACGACAAAAUGUUGCUAUUCCUUCGAUGAUUUAAAUGAAAACAAUUUGUUGGUCUGCGAAGAAACAUCUGGCCUGUUCGUAGUCUUCGUAACCUACGACUUGGCUAGUGGUGAAACGAAAAGUAAAAUUGAUACAGAUGGAGAUGGAAAUAAACUUUUGACCAAUUCACAUAUUUGUGUUGAAAACAAUAUCUUGUAUAGAUUAACCGAACAGAAAAAAGUGAUAGCAUUGAAUCUGAACGAUAAAGCUGAGGUGUUUAAAUAUGAAAAUAAAGAGUUGGAUUGGCCAACAGGAAUAGAUAUUGAUGUUGAAGGUAAUAUCUAUGUGUGCGGAUUACGUUCCAAAAACAUUCACAUGUUAGAUAAUGAUGGUGAGCUUAUCAGGAUAUUGGAUCUUGCACAAUAUGGUUUUAGUCCAACAUUUAUCAAGUUCAGCAGAAAUAAUGAAGACCUUAUACUUCUUGGAGAUGAAACUAACCCUGGUCCAUUUUUCUUUAAACUGAAAUGAGCGAUUUAAUACAUGUUUUUAAAAUUUUGUCAUAUUAUUAAGUACCGUAAAGAGUAUUCCAUGAAGUACAUAUUUAGGUAGAUUCUACGCUGUCUAGGUGCUACUUUUGUUCACACCAUGGACUUUUGUAGCAACAUUAAAUUGAUUAAUAUGAAGUAUGCAUUCAACGAAAAUCAUGUGUAGACGUUGCAUCUUAUAAAUAAUUAUGUUGCUUAUAAAUGCGUGACCACCGACAGUUUUGCAAUGUAAACAGUCGAGAAGUUUUACUAUUUGAAUGUAACUUUGUUAUAUAUUGGUUUCUAUGUUUGUUAUUUGAAAUAUGUUAUGUAUAUUCCAUUUUUGAGAUAGUAUUCACAAAGCAAU